Molecule: messenger RNA, 1791 nt
Organism: Saccostrea echinata
Lineage: Eukaryota; Metazoa; Mollusca; Bivalvia; Ostreida; Ostreidae
Product: deleted in malignant brain tumors 1 protein-like
Exons: 9
Coding region: 1-1791 (596 amino acids)
Cellular component (GO): membrane
Source: RefSeq, a predicted model, not a curated record
AUGAGCAAAGCCAUGAUUGGUCAUAUGGAAAUGGAAACAUCUUCAAAUGGUGUAGAUUCAAAAAUUACCGGCCAAUUCCCUUUGCGAUUCAGUGGAAUUGGAGCUUCUCCUUACCAGGGUAGAGUGGAGGUUCUCCAUAAUGGAAUAUGGGGCACAGUAUGUGAUGAUAAAUUUGGGACAGAGGAAGCAGAGGUUGUAUGUAAAAUGCAGGGACUACUAUUUAAAUUUUACAGCCAAGGAGGAACUGUCAUGCCAAGUGGGACCUUUGGCUUUGGUCAAGGCCAAAUAUGGAUAGAUGAUUUGGUAUGUGAUGGCACAGAAAGACACCUUGGUCAGUGUCAGUUUUGUGCUUGGGGUGUGACCAACUGUAAACACGAAGAGGACGUGGGGGUCCAGUGCCGGACACCAAGUACUGGUGCACCGCCCACCGUCCAACCGAACAACUGUACAACAACCCCGGCAGCCCCACAACAAUGGGAUGUGCGGAUUGUAGGUCCUGAUAACCAGAAAGGGCUUGGCUUUGUGGAGGUAUACUAUAAUAAUCAGUGGAGUGCAGUCUGCGAUGACCUUUGGGGAACAAAUGACGCUCGGGUGAUCUGCAAUAUGCUGUGUUUUGAUCCUGUGAUGGCCCGGGCUGGUUCAGUCAUCGAAAUUAACUACGUCCGUCCGAACGUUAGUUCUACCUUUGCUCUGGAUGACGUAGUUUGUCAAGGUAACGAGAACAGUCUCAGGGACUGCAGAUUUACAACUGGAGCAGCCAUUGACUGCCUGGCACCUUAUGAAUAUGCCAGUGUGACCUGCACCAAUUUAAACAACUCAGCACCAGCUCCCCCCACCCCAACCUUAGAUUGCUCAGAUGGACAUAUCAAGGCUUCUUUUAGUCGUAAGGAUGAUAGAUAUUUAGAAGAGAAGUUUCUGUGGAUAUUUAACCAGACGUCAGGUCCUUGUUACCCUAUCAAAGCAACAGGUGCUAACUUUGUGUCUAUUAGUAUACCUUUUGACGAAUGCGGCACCUUAACAACGUCAAAUGAAUCGCACAUCAUCUACACCAAUGUAAUUCAGUAUGAAUAUAAUUCAACCAAUGGGAACAGUCUAUGUGGAAACAGCGACUACAAUUCAACCAAAGCGAAUAUUAUUUGUGUGAGCUACAGAAUCGAAGUCUCGUGCGAGUUCCCUCGAGAUUUGUAUGCAUAUAAAGAAAUGCGACCCCUGAUAGAGAGUGCUACGCAUAAUGCUCCUGGAAUGUAUCGAAUCAGAAUGGACUUUUUCAGGAACAACUCAUUUAUAAGUCCUGUAUCAAAUUACCCACUGAAUCUGACUCUUGGAGAAUGGCUAUAUGUCUCUCUCACUUUGGAAAACGUCGACCAAAACCUUAAGCUGAUAGUCCCUGAAUGUGUGGCCACACCAUCUACUUCAUAUACAGACCCCACCAACCAUCCAUUGUUUAAAAACAAAUGUCAAUGUGACGCAACCCUUGGAUUCUUCCCGUGGAAUACAACCUCCUCAGGGUUUCGUUACAAAGCCUGCAAAUUUGCCCAGUUUGAGCUGGUAUACCUGCAUUGUAAAGCUUUCGUUUGUUUGUUGUCAGAGAAGACGGCAGAGUGUGACAGAAGCUGCAACUCUACUAUUGCAGGACGUAGACGAAGAGAUGUCAUUCUCAGAGCAGACAACGACAGCGCAAAAACCGACAACAACAUCAAUGAAAUCAACAGGAACGCAAAAACAAGUAACCGCACAAAAAUCAAUCACGACAAAGAAAGCAAUACUAAAUCCUACUCCAACAGCUGCUGA